AUGACUUUAAAAACUGACAACAUUCAAAACGUUGAAUAUGAAGUCUACAGAAAUUCAGAAAAACUAGGUGGUAUCUUUACUUGUGGUGCUGCAUUCUUGAGUGAUGGAUAUCAACAGGGUGUUAUGACCAUGGCUAAUGCUGUUUUAUCAAAAUCUUUUAAAGGCUAUACUACCAAAUACAAAACAAUGGUUUCUAAUUCUAUCUUGGUGGCUAAUAUAAUUGGUCAAAUUGCUUUUGGGUUUAUUACAGAUCGUGUGGGUAGAAAACAAGCUUUCAUUUAUACCACUGUAUUCAUUAUUGUUGGUGCUAUUGUUUGUGCUUGUGCUUCUGGAUCCACUGAACAACGUAUUUUGGGUUGUGGUGUUGGUGGUGAAUAUCCAACUUCUGCUUCUGCAAGUAUUGAAACAGCAAAUGAGAAAAUGAGUAUCAAAAAUAGAGUUACUCCAUUUAUUAUGUCUACAAAUUUCUUCGUUGCCGCAGGUAUUCCAAUUGCUACAAUUGUAUUUUUAAUUGUUCAUGAGAUUUGGGGACCAAAUCAUUUAAAUGGUAUAUGGAGAACAUGUUUUGCUAUCGGUGCAGUAAUUCCAAUAUCAAUUUUCUAUUUCCGUUGGAAAUUAGAUCAUGCAAAUUCUUAUAAAACUAAUGCUAUCAAGAGAAAAGUUUCGUAUAAAUUGGUUUGGAAAAAAUAUUGGAAAGAAUUUGUCUCUACUGCUGCAAUGUGGUUUUUCAUGGAUAUGAUUGUUUAUCCAAAUAAUAUCUUUAGUACUUCCAUCUUGGCUAACUGUUGUAUUGGAUUAAGAUUUCUCACAAGAAGACAAACUAUUAUCUCUGGUUUUAUUGGAUAUGGUAUUAUUAGUUUCAUUGUUGGUGGUGCUUUUGAGAAAUUUUCUGAAAUUCCAGCUUUAUUAAUCAUCUUUUAUGCUUUGUUAAAUAUGAUUAUUAACUUUGGUCCUGCUAGUCUACAAUCUGUGGUUAGUUCUGAAUCUUUUCCAACUGCCGUUAGAGGUACAAUUUAUGGUAUCUCUGCAGGUAUUGGGAAAGCAGGUGCUGCUGUCGGUACUAAAGUUUUCACACCAUUACAAGUCAAUUAUGGGAAAAGAUACACUUUCUUUCUAAGUGGUGGUAUUUCGUUUUUAGGUGCUAUUGUUGUUUGGUGGGGAUGUCCAGAUUAUGGUGAUCGUAAAUUAUAUUUUCUUGAUGAAGAGUUGAAUCAAUAUUUAAAAGAAAAUGGAUGGGAAGGUUCUAUUGGUGAAAACGAAAACGCAAAAGAGCUAUAA
Hansenula anomala is the source of this 1278-nucleotide messenger RNA. RefSeq lists its product as uncharacterized. The record is from RefSeq and is a predicted model, not a curated record. Gene Ontology annotation, molecular function: carboxylic acid transmembrane transporter activity. Gene Ontology annotation, cellular component: plasma membrane. NCBI's taxonomy places the organism in Eukaryota, Fungi, Ascomycota, Saccharomycetes, Phaffomycetales, Wickerhamomycetaceae. The transcript has 5 exons. Gene Ontology annotation, biological process: carboxylic acid transport; transmembrane transport. Bases 1 to 1278 code for a protein of 425 amino acids.